Aspergillus ibericus CBS 121593 is the source of this 4721-nucleotide messenger RNA. RefSeq names its product TRAPPII-specific subunit TRS120. Bases 267 to 4721 code for a protein of 1484 amino acids. The transcript is spliced from 3 exons. The record is from RefSeq and is a predicted model, not a curated record. Gene Ontology annotation, cellular component: trans-Golgi network. Lineage: Eukaryota; Fungi; Ascomycota; Eurotiomycetes; Eurotiales; Aspergillaceae.
GUUGUACUCGUCCUUCGUUGUUUUUCAAAUCUUGUGGGAGGUGCUUUUUUUUUAUUUGGUUGGAGUGGCCUAUGGUCACAGCUCUAUCAAACGGGGUUCGAUGAAACCGUGAGCAGAAUCUCCGCAUCUCUCGUUACUCCGUGGCCUCUACGACAUUUGGUUGCUUUUAGCGCUUCGUAUGACUUCCGGAAGCUUGCCCGCCCUUUCGGACGCAGUCCUGAGCAGAUCGCCGAUUGCCUCCUCUCCACUUGCUCACAGAUGACACUAUGGGGGUCGACCCUCUCUCCCCUAUUGCGCCCGUACGCUUACGGGCGCUGCUACUACCCAUUGGCAAGAUAAAACGCUCGAGGUUCCUGAGCUUCGCCGCACGGCUUCAGGCCGAAAAUGUUGUCCGCUUGGGUGAUAUUAGUCCUGAUGCGCGACCCAAUCGAAACAUGUUUUCCCCGCUGGCCUUCCCUACCGGCAUGAUACUUUACGACCUGUCCUACUCCGUGCCUCCGACAUCCCACCUAGAGCUAUUUCCUUUCGAGAUCUUUAGAGAGCCCCUGGUGAUCAUUGCGAUAGCCGACGGUGCCGAACUUAGCGAAAGCGUCAAGAAGGAUGAACCAGCAUCUGCGGCCGAACAGCCCCCAACUCCGGGCGAGCUGGAGCAGCUUCGACAGGAACUGGAAGCAGUCAGGGAGACCAAUCCCAGGGCGCUGGUCCACCAGCUCCUAAUUUUCGACUAUGAAGGAGUGAACAAGCUCACAAACGGCCCGGGAGAUGUGCUUUGGAUCCCACGACCUCAGGCGUCGAAGGCCACUACAAUGAAGACAGUCUUGUGUGAUAUUACGUCUGUGCUACUCUCUGAGCUAGACGAGUUUGCAAAAACCAUUCAAAGUAUACCAUCUAUAGAAUCGCCGAGGGCGUCAUCCUGGGGUCCUCAUCGCGGCCCUGACAUACGCCCGCGGCCGACCGACAGGCUGUUUCAUCGGAUGACCAUGCCUGCACAUCUCCCAUCAAGCCCUAACGGUACGACCGAAUCUCCUAUGAGAUCCAACCAGGGCUCGCCGGCUCCAAGCGACCAUGAAACUCCAACCACCUUUGAUGAGAUCACCCGAUCUAUACAAGUAGCCAAUCGUUCCAACUCGGUGGGCAAGGUGCAUUCGCUGCCAUCAUCCAAGGAGCACAGCCGUGAUCGAAUGUCUGUGAGCGGCAUGAGCGCGACUGACCGGACUAAGAACAGGAUCAAAGGUCGUACGGGUGUUGUUGUUGGGACACUGUUCCUCCAAGCUGGCAGAUGGCCGGACGCUUUGAAAGAGCUCAUUGAAGCCGCGUCUAAUGCUAGAGCAAGCAGUGAUUACGUGUGGCAUGCGAAAGCGCUGGAAUCCAUCCUCCUCUGUCUAUUGAUGGUCGCCUGGGCUGGGAUGGACUUUCAGCAGAUCCCUCCCGUUUGCUAUCCUGUUGCCGACAAGUCCUCAAAGCUAUCAUAUAGCAGUAGUCUUGAUACGAGCUUAUCAUCUCCUGGGAACCGCAUAAUCUCACUUCAGAAUCUCUCCAAUCUAUUACCCGAUCUUGCGAACAAUAUAUUGAAUCUUUACAACCGUGCCGCCAACAUCACAGACGAACCUUUGCCUCAGCUUGUCUUUUCGGAAACAGUGAUUCGUCUGGCAAGGUUAUUGGCGGCCGCUCGUAUUCGCGAUGGCGCCCUGGAUGACGUUGCCCUCAAGCAUAUCGUUAUGAAUGAGUCCCUCCCACCUUUGUACCGACCGGAACGACCUCGUGGUCUCACCAUUCUUCGCAAAUCUGAGAUUGCGAACUUCCUUUUCCGCGCAUUACCUCUUUCCUCUAGCGCAGAUCUGCCUCCAACAGACACCAUACCUAUCAUAGUUGGCGUGGUAUCCGUCCUGAAUGUGCUCGAUCUACCGCGAAAGAAGGCCUUCAUAUUGAGGGAGCUUCUAUCCAUCAUGGUUCCAACACUUGUGCAGGCUCGCAAGAUUGGCGCGGCAGAAGUGGGAGUUCAUCCCGCCGCUGGAUUGGCGUCUCUCAGCGACACAGCUUUUGAUAUCAAUGCCCUUGAUCUUGGUCCAGGGAACAUGGAGGAGAGCAUGCGCUCGCUCCUUGCCACUAUAGGCGACAUCUAUGGCGUCCAGCCGUCGUCUGUCUAUGAAUGGGAGAAGAGACGGUCCUCCACUGCGGGUGGACCGGAACCCUUCCCGGAAUAUGAUUCGAUCACUGCCAUUGUUGAACGGGCGUUUCGACACACCGUUCUGGAUGGAUAUGGUGACCUCAACCUGAAGAUUGAUGUUCUAAAAACGUGCAUUAGCUCUUGCGAGGCCCUCCCCGACUUUAGCGGCGUGCUUCGGUUCACAGUAGAACUUCUCCAGACCAUCAGAGGGGAUCUGAUGCUUGCCGAAUCCCACUACCAACCACCCUAUUUACCACGAGACGAACAGAUACGACUUUUGAACAAUAUUAAGCGGACUGUUGGUGCAGCCCACAAAUUAGGCGCCUCAGGGCUUGAGGCAGAGUAUUGGGACGAUUUCUUGGUCCGCGGUGUUCAACUGCUGGCUCUUCCAGAUCCCAGGCGACCUGUUCGCCGCUCGAAACCUGAUCUAGACGCUGUUACAGCUAGUCGUGAGAAGGCGACGAAGGAUCCAUUCUUAUACAACCCUUUCUCCAAAGCAAGUGGCAAGGCUGCCGAGUCGUUGAUGGUUGCCGGUGAAUUUGCGGCAUUCCAAGUCACACUUCAAAACCCUUAUGAGUUCGACUUGGAGAUCGAAAAGCUCGCCCUCGAUAGUGACGGUGUAUCUUUAGACGCAGUGGCCGAGUGGAUCCUGAUUCCCCCACUAUGCGUGCAAGACAUCACAGUCUAUGGGAAAGCCACCGGCGAGGGAGCGCUCAAGGUCACAGGCUGCAUAGUGAAGGUUCGGCACUGCAGGGAGCGCAAAUUCCCGAUAUUCCAAAGCUUCUGGAAGCCUGAAGCAGAAUGGAAAUUCAAACGAACCGGGUUGGCGGCCAAGAAGCCUACCGUGGAACGUCCACUUUCGUGGAGCUCAACGACUUCCAGGAAUGGGAAACAGCUUCCCAAAAAAGGCCCCGAAACGUCGGUUUGCGAGGUCAAAGUCAUUGGACAACAGCCAUCCUUGGUGAUUGAGUCCUUGUCGCUGUCCCAGUCCGCGAUCAUGGUCCUUGAGGGUGAACUAAGCUCCUUCAACAUUACCCUCCGAAACACUUCGCCCUGCCCUCUCGACUUUAUCCUCUUUACCUUCCAGGACUCGACCACAAGACAGGUUCAGUCGGCACUCAGCAGCAAAGACUUGCUGCCCGUCGAGAUAUAUGAGUUGGAACUGAACCUGACCAAACCCGCGCUGCGGUGGCGCCGAGAAGGGUUGAACCCUGAGGAUCACUCUAUCCCAGCAGGCCAGAGUGCCACAUUCACCAUUGAUGUCAUUGGAAAACCUGGCUUGCAGGACACCACCGUGCAGAUUGAUUAUUCGUGCAUUGGAGUUACGCAUGGGAACUUACCUGACGUGUUCUACACCCGUCAAUUGUUUGUCCCACUUACUGCAACGGUCAAUGCCAGUAUAGAGGUCGCACGAUGUGAUAUCCUACCCCUUAGCAGCGACUUUGCAUGGUGGAACAGCCCCGACAGCGUGAUAGAAACCGAAACUGGCCCAAUCAGCGCCGGUUCUCUACCUCCAUCGACGGAGAAUGACCCGUUCUCGCCAGUACUCUCUCACCUCGCCCGAGGUGGAUAUGGACCCGACCACUGUAUUCUUCUCCUUGAUCUUCGCAACGCUUGGCCAAACGCUUUGUCGGUAUCCUUGCAUGUCAGUGAGAACCCGAUGCAGUCAGAUGUGGGACGGCCUUCCCAAUUGCCGGAAGACGGAAAAGGCCAAUAUGCCGUCCGCGGAGAGCUCCAGCCAGGUCAGAUGUCACGGUUCGUUCUUGUUCUCCCUCGAGCCUAUCUAGACAACCCCCAUGCACCCAUCCCGAUCUUGAACACGGGAGUCAAGCGGCAAUUUGUCGUCAGUGCCAACAAACUCACCUUCGAAGCCGAGGCGGCUACACGCGAAGCAUUCUGGUAUCGGGAAGAGAUCCUCCAACGAGUCUGCGGGUUCUGGAAAGAGAAGACAGGCGUCCGUGAAGGGAUAAUCGAUCUGCGUAACCUACGCUUAAAUGCGCGCAUGGUCGAGGCCUUCCAGUUAGAGGACCUUGGCGUGACAUUCUCCCUGGAACCUUCAUUCCCCGACGACGCCAAGAGCGUCGUCCAAACCGGGCGCUCCAAGUACAAUGUCCACACCGACGACAUGCUAAACCUAACCGUCACCGUCGUCAACCGCUCCUCGCGGCCCAUCCACCCUCUUCUACGCCUCCAGCCGAGCCUGCGCCACCAACCCAGCAAUAUCGCCCUGGACCUUUCACGACGCCUCGCCUGGACCGGAAUGCUGCAACAAGUGCUCCCCAUCCUACACAGCGGCGAAAGCACAACCGCCACCGUCGGCGUCACCGUUCUCUGUCGAGGCGAGUACGAAUUCGGCGCCACCGUCGAGGAACUCCGCCUCCUGAGACCGGCUCCCGUCUCCGACGACGAUCCCUCUCACCCACCACCACCCCCAGCUCAGGCUGCCUUCCACGACGACGAAGGCAUGAUCACAGAUACCUUUGGGGCGGACGUGGCCAAGAAAAGACGAAUAUGGCAUGCCAAAGAGACGUGCGUUAUGAAUGCCCAUGACUGA